AUGGAAGAUAUAUAUGCUGUAAAUGGAACAUGGAAUAAUGGGAGCAACAACACAUAUUUUAGCUCAGACUAUCCUGUACCCGUCGUACCAAAAUGGGGAUUCUGGGCAAAAUUUCUGUCAACUCCAUUAAUUGUUCUCAUAGGCUUAAUGGGAAACGUGCUCUCCUUCAUUGUCAUGAAGACCAAACCAUUACGUCAUAAGUCGUAUUCGCACUACCUCUGUGCUCUCGCUGUGUUUGAUACUUUGACCUUAAUUAUCCGACAAGCAGAAAGUGUGGAUGAGUACCUCGUGUCGUACCGGAAGACCAGUGGUAUCUUCCAUAACUUCAACGAUAGCAGCUGUAAACUGUAUAACUUUACUGUACAUGUUAUAACAUUAAUGUGUUCUUGGUUAGUUGUGUUUAUGGCAGUAGAACGAGUAAUAGCUGUGUGCUUUCCAUUUAAGAAGGUUAACUUCCGGAAAGAAACUGGCGCAGCAGCAGCUAUUGCUAUACUUUUCGUCAUAGUAUGUUUGACGCAAUCGUUCCGGUUUCUCAUGAUUGAACAUACUAUUUACGAUGAUAGGAACAAUAUACGAGACUGCUUGGCGGCACAGGACUACAUAGAAAUCUACACAAGCUUGGAUGUAUAUUUCUUUCUUUGGACACUCGUGUUUGUGUUACCUGUUAUUUUCAUUAUUGUUUGUAACAGCUUUGUUUUGUAUCAUAUAUUCAGGGUGAGAAAGGACCUACACAAGGAAGACAAUUAUCUUACAUACAGAAAUGGCAGAGCCCGUGAGCGGAGGCAUAGAAGCACGUGGAUGUUAUUAAUAGUGACAUUUAUGUACAUAAUAACAUUGUUACCGUUAUUUACACUCAGUUUAAUAGUGGAUGUAACAAUUAAAGUUGGGUCUCUAGAAACUGCUAGGAAUACGUAUGUUGCAUUAAGACCCUACAUUGACGUAUCUGUAUCUGUCUCAUUACUUAAUUACGCUGCAAACUUCUUUAUCUACGUUUUGUCGGGGAAGAGGUUCCGUUUUGAAUUGCAAAAGCUUUUUACAAAGCAGAGGGUGAUUACAAGAAGUUUUACUGCCAGGAGUACGAGGGAAGAAUUAUUCAGAUAUGGUAGUUAA
Molecule: messenger RNA, 1110 nt
Organism: Mercenaria mercenaria
Lineage: Eukaryota; Metazoa; Mollusca; Bivalvia; Venerida; Veneridae
Product: growth hormone secretagogue receptor type 1-like
Exons: 2
Coding region: 1-1110 (369 amino acids)
Biological process (GO): G protein-coupled receptor signaling pathway
Cellular component (GO): plasma membrane
Molecular function (GO): G protein-coupled receptor activity
Source: RefSeq, a predicted model, not a curated record